GGUCUCUGAGAACGCUAUGGCGUAUGCGCCAUCUUGUAAAGUGUCUCUUCAAGGAAGAGCAGGGUCUUUCCUUCUGUUUUAGAGCGUGUGGGGGAUCCGCGAUGGGUGCAUAUAAGUAUAUGCAGGAACUAUAUCGCAAGAAGCAGAGCGAUGUGCUCCGCUUCUUGCUGCGUGUCAGAUGCUGGCAGUAUCGCCAGUUAACCAAGAUGCACCGCGCUCCUAGACCGUCUAGACCAGACAAGGCUCGUCGUAUGGGUUAUAAAGCCAAGCAGGGUUUUGUCAUCUUCAGAAUUCGCGUGCGUCGCGGUGGACGCAAGCGUCCAGUUCCUAAAGGUGCGACUUAUGGCAAGCCCAAGAGCCAUGGUGUCAACCAGUUAAAACCAACCAGGAAAUUGCAGUCAGUUGCCGAGGAACGUGUUGGUCGUCGUUGCGGUGGGCUGCGAGUUCUGAAUAGUUACUGGGUAGCUCAGGAUUCUUCAUACAAAUACUAUGAAGUUAUUUUGGUCGAUCCUGCCCAUAAGGCAAUUCGUAACGAUCCUAAAGUGAAUUGGAUAUGUAACGCGGUACACAAGCAUCGUGAGCUCCGUGGUAAGACCUCCGCUGGCAGAAGUUCACGCGGAUUAGGCAAAGGACAUCACUACUCACAAACGAUCGGUGGUUCGCGCCGUGCGGCCUGGAAGAGACGAAAUACGUUGUCUCUCCGCAGGAAACGAUAAUUAUUUGUUUGUAAUCUACACAAUACAAGAUACAUCAUUUUAUUGGUGCACGUUACGUUGUAUCAAUAUUGUGACGUAUCCUGUAAAAAAAUAAAUAUCUCUUUUUUAAAACUUAAGA
Messenger RNA from Pogonomyrmex barbatus (red harvester ant), 834 nucleotides. RefSeq names its product ribosomal protein L15 (gene RpL15). Gene Ontology annotation, cellular component: cytosolic large ribosomal subunit; ribosome. NCBI's taxonomy places the organism in Eukaryota, Metazoa, Arthropoda, Insecta, Hymenoptera, Formicidae. Gene Ontology annotation, molecular function: RNA binding; structural constituent of ribosome. The record is from RefSeq and is a predicted model, not a curated record. Gene Ontology annotation, biological process: cytoplasmic translation.